Molecule: messenger RNA, 2309 nt
Organism: Empidonax traillii (willow flycatcher)
Lineage: Eukaryota; Metazoa; Chordata; Aves; Passeriformes; Tyrannidae
Gene: GET4
Product: golgi to ER traffic protein 4
Exons: 9
Coding region: 19-1059 (346 amino acids)
Biological process (GO): protein insertion into ER membrane
Cellular component (GO): BAT3 complex; cytosol
Molecular function (GO): protein binding
Source: RefSeq, a predicted model, not a curated record
GGCCGGCGCUGCUUGCGCAUGCGCCCCCCUGCCCGCCGCUGCCGCCCCUCCCCGUGCUCCGCGCUGAUGGCGGCGGCGAUCAUGGCGGCCGAGCAGGAAGCCGCGAAAGGCGGCGGUGGCGGCGGCAGGAACCGCGGGGGCGUGCAGCGCGUGGAGGGGAAGCUGCGCGCCAGCGUCGAGAAGGGCGACUACUACGAGGCGCACCAGAUGUACCGGACGCUGUUCUUCAGGUAUAUGUCACAAGGAAAACACGCAGAAGCAAGAGAACUUAUGUAUUCAGGGGCUUUGCUGUUCUUCAGUCAUAACCAACAAAACAGUGCUGCUGAUCUGUCCAUGCUGGUUCUGGAGUCUUUGGAGAAAUCGGAUGCAAAAGUAGCAGAAGACCUUUUAGAAAACUUGGCUAAAUUGUUUAGUUUAAUGGACCCAAAUUCUCCCGAACGAGUGGCUUUCGUAUCCAGAGCACUAAAAUGGUCCAGUGGAGGAUCAGGAAAACUUGGGCAUCCAAAACUACACCAGUUACUAGCUAUUACCCUGUGGAAAGAGCAAAACUAUAGUGAAUCUCGGUAUCACUUCUUGCACUCCACAGAUGGUGAGGGCUGUGCAAAUAUGCUGGUAGAAUACUCGUCGUCCCGCGGAUACCGCAGUGAGGUGGACAUGUUUGUAGCUCAGGCAGUACUACAAUUUCUCUGCUUAAAGAAUAAGACCAGCGCAUCAGUUGUUUUUACGACAUACACACAGAAACAUCCUUCAAUAGAGAAGGGCCCACCCUUUGUUCAACCACUGCUAAACUUCAUCUGGUUUCUGUUGUUGGCAGUUGAUGGAGGAAAACUAACAGUAUUUACAGUAUUGUGUGAACAGUAUCAACCUUCUCUGAAAAGGGAUCCCAUGUAUAAUGAGUACCUAGAUAGAAUAGGACAGCUUUUCUUUGGAGUUCCGCCCAAGCAGACCUCAUCCUACGGAGGAUUGCUAGGAAAUCUUUUAAACAGUCUGAUGGGAACUGGUGAAGAUGAUGACACAGAAGAUGGUCAGGAAGACAGCAGUCCUAUCGAGCUCGACUGAAUGUUGUUGUCAUUGGGUGCCGUGUAAAUCUGAUGAUUCGAUGACUCCAAAGACACUUUGGAAUUUGAAUCCUGCAGUUGUUUCUUGGCGCCUGAAAGGGCUCCUCUGGUCUUUUAGAAAUGGUUGCUGAAAUGUUUAUAAUGUCGGUCUAUAUUAUUUAUGUAAAAAAAAAAAAAAAAAAAAGAAAGAAACCAACAAAAAGUAGCCAAACGAACCAAUCGGAGCAGUUGUUAGUGGGUUUCCGAUGCAGUGGCUGGUGACUGAUUAAAAUAUAGUCUUCUGCGGUUUCUGAUGCAGUAUUCCCUUUUGCACAGUAAUUCAAUAAAGCAUAAAAAUGGGUCUUGUCCUUCAUGGCCUGCCCAGUACCGUCUCUGUUACGAGAAAGCCUCCUUGACCUCUGCCCUCUCCAAGGAAGAUCUCGAAAGGCAGGGGGAGCAAUUGAAUAAUUUAUUUGCGAGGCUGGUGCCAAAAGUACUGUGAGACGAGCCAAGGAGCAUCAUUUGAGAUGCACAUGCAAGAGACAUUGAAACAAGAACUCGCUUCCACUGCCAUGAGUAACAUGCACACCCUUCAUUACUGCCUGUCCCUCUCCCCAAGGUCUGGCUCUGGCCGAGCCCACGCGUGUGUUUUUAGCCGAUAAUUCCUGAAAAGCACAAGAUUUGACUUGCUCUUGAGUAAAAGCCCAUCAGUGGAAUGUAGGGUAAUUGGCUUCCAUUUUUGCAUCUAAAAUGCCUCCUCUGGCUUGUGGCUCUACUCCUUUGGAACAGAUUCUUUGUCAGUGCAAGUCCAUAACAACGUACAGGCGACGGCGCGACAGUGAGUGACACGGUUUGCCGUGAGCAGUGUAUGUGUUUGACCUGAGCUGUGUGUAAAAGGAAAGGGAUACUGCAGAACUCCUGGUUCUUUAUGAUAUAUUUAUUUUUCUUGGGUGAUUGAUUCAUUUAACACUUUCUGUUAAAAAGAAUAAAUCAAUAAAUAAUGGAGUAACUUCACCCCCAGCAGUAGGCAUAGCCAUUCUCCAUCUCCUCUGUAAUGCAGCACAGUCUGGUGCAGGGAGCAGAUGAAAGGGUGGGGAAACGCUUUAUUUUUUCACGAUGAAAAUAAAAAAGCUUAGAUUAAUAAACAGCAAUCAUGCAUGGGGGAGGGAUUAAUACAAAUUUAUUGACUGUAUGGAAAAAAAAAAAAAAAAAGCAUUGACAGGAAGACUUUGUGUUAAUUGUGAAGUCUCAAAUAAACACUUUAUACGAGGA